AUGAAUAAAAGAUAUUUGUUUUAUCAUUCAAUCUGCAUUGGAGUGAAAGCACAAUUUUCUCCUAAACAAACUAGAUCUUUACCUAAGGAAAAGUUUUCUCCAGUGCAAAUUCAAAAAUUAUCAAAAGUAGAAAUAACUAAACCUCAAACUUCUAUUUCAACCAAACCAAAUAUACCUGGACUUCAAUUCCUAAAAAAUAGUGAUCGUUAUAAUACCAAAUUACCCGCUAUUACACCAAAACCUACUAUACAAAACUUUAUAGAUAGAGCUUGUAAUCCACAAUUAGUAGAACCAGAUUUAGCUUUAAAUUUGGAGAUAGCAGAUUUGAUUAAUCAGAAAAAACAAAAUUAUCCACGAGAUGCUGCCAUGCAUAUAGUCAGACUUCUUUUGGAUAUUUGUGUGAAAAAUUGUGGGUAUCCUUUCCAUCUACAAAUAGCAACCAAAGAAUUUCUGAACCAACUAGUUCGUAAAUUUCCUGAAAAAUCACCUGCUAUUCCUAAUCCAAUACAAUUAAAAAUAUUGGAAUUUAUUCAAGAAUGGAAAAUCACAAUUUGCACAACUUCUCGAUAUAAAGAUGACCUCGUCCAUAUCAAUGAUAUGUAUCGUUUAUUAGUAUAUAAAGGUUACAUAUUUCCUGAGGUUGAUAAUCGAUCUGCAUCUGUUCUUAUCCCUAAGGAGACAUUGAAAUCACCUGAAGAAUUAGAGGAAGAAGACAGAGUUGCUCAAGCAGCGAAAUUACAAGAAUUAAUUCGUAGAGGUAGACCUGCAGAUCUAGCAGAGGCUAAUGAACUUAUGAAAAUUAUGUCAGGAUAUAAUCAAGAGGCAAAACCAGAUUAUAAAAAACAGGCCAAUGAAGAGUUGGAGAACAUACAACAAAAAGCUAUACUUUUAAAUGAUAUGUUAAAUAGUGUCAAACCCAAUGAAAAAAUUGGUAGAGGCGAUAUAUUCGAGGAAUUAGUACAAUUAUGUAAAACUUCACAACCGAAAAUUCAAAAAAUCGUUUCCGAAGAGGAAGAUCCAGAGAAUCGUCUUUUGACCUUGAAUGAUUUGAUUAACACCGUUUUGACAAGAUAUGAAAACAUUUUAAAAGGAAUAUUUGAUCAACCUAAAGAACUGAACCAACAAUCUCUUCUACAACCAAAAGCAAAGGAAGAAAUAAUAUCCUCUUCAUCUGCAGUAAGUAAUUCCGAUUCGUGGUUAAUUGAUUUGAGCGAACCUGAACCACCAUUAGGCCAAAUUAGAAUCACUUCAAAUACGAAUACAACAACUUCUUCUUCUUCAACAAAUGAACCGAUAUUAAACAAUUCAACUUCUUUUGAUAAAGAUGAUGAUUUAUUAGGAUUUUCUUUCAACUAA
Messenger RNA from Entrophospora candida, 1356 nucleotides. NCBI's taxonomy places the organism in Eukaryota, Fungi, Glomeromycota, Glomeromycetes, Entrophosporales, Entrophosporaceae. The record is from the annotation of a GenBank genome assembly.